Molecule: messenger RNA, 369 nt
Organism: Knipowitschia caucasica
Lineage: Eukaryota; Metazoa; Chordata; Actinopteri; Gobiiformes; Gobiidae
Source: the annotation of a GenBank genome assembly
AUGGACCAGUUACACGCCCGGACACGCCAUGGACCAGUGACACGCCGUACACGCAUGGGACCAUUGACACGCCCGGACACGCCAUGGACCUGUGACACGGCGUGGGAUGUCACGGUCCAUGCGUGUCCAGGCGUGGAGUGUCCAAGAGUUUUGUCACUGGUCUAUGACGUGUCCAGGCGUAUGUCACUGGUCAUGGCAGAGUCCAGGCGUUGUCAUGGUCCAUGGCGUUUCCACUGGACCUUUGCGUGUCCAGGCGUGUCACUGGUCCUGACGUGUCACUGGUCCAUGACGUGUCAGGCGUGUCACUGGUCCAUGGGUGUCCAGGCGUCUCACUGGUCCAUGAGUGUCCAGGCGUUCACUGGUCCAUGA